UCUUGCAAAGAGUAGGAAGGCUUACAUUCAAUCAGAUUACAUACUACACGAAACCCAGACCAAUACGAAUAGGAUGCCUGCAGAUGUGGAUUGUUUUAUUUAAGAAAGUCUUUUGACUAGUUCACUUACUGGAUUAUGACCAUUUAAACUUGGAGGAGUAUUUUUUCCUUUUUGUGGAUUUUUUUUUUCCUCAUUGGGGGAAAAAUCAAGCAGUAACUUGUCUACGAAUCUGGAGAAAAGGCAGGUGUUGUGCUAGAUUUGUGGGCCCUUUGAAGAGGGAAGACUUGGUAAUAAGGUUGGUGGACCCACCUUAUUUAUUUACUGUACCCAUGGACUUUAAUUUCGCAUUCAGCCUCAGCCCUUACUCAGCACCUGCUCUUUACUUAACCUCGCUCCCGCUCUUCCAAACUCUGCUCUUCAAAGCAGUGGAAAAGUCUUAAGAGCUGUUUGUUUUCCUUCAAGCAGCCUCUGCAGUGCCAAAGGUUCUGCUCUAUCUGUGGUUUGUUUCACCCUCUCCCUCAACAAGUAAACAGAAGAGAGAGCGAGCACGAGAGGAAGAAGAGUGCAGGUUUGUUUCAUAGACAGCUGUGCUAGAGAUAGGACAGACAAGCAUGAGGACGGAGAUAAACGGAUGCACAAGGUAAUGAACACAGAUCUUGCUUAAACAGCUUUGAAUACUUAAGCAAACAGGUGGGUGAACUCUAUUAGGGACGGUUUCUAUUACUGAGCCAUGUGUUAAGCUUCCAUUGCUGUUCCAUGGUGUGCUGAAUUUGUCUAAACACACCUCAGAGGGAAGACUUUAAAACUAGUCACCAGCACACAGCAGGACGAACAAUGACACCAAAGGAAGCAGACCUCCCGUUUCAGGACAUUUUAUCAGUGUGUGCAGAAAAGUUGGAGCUUCUGGAUCAGCACUCCUCUCACAUGUGUAGCCGAAGGAGGCAUAGCUGUGGCACCAGCAGGAGAACGGCAGGACAGUGGUGGAUCUUCCAGCUGGUGGUCUUCCUCGCCCUGUGUGCAUGCGGGCAGACGCAGGGCACAACACAUUCCAGUUUCCGCAGGCUGAGCGGCCGAGAGAAAAAGGAGAUGCAGAGGGAGAUCCUGUCCAUCCUGGGGCUGCCCGGACGGCCUCGGCCCCAUCCGCCCCUGCGACCUCCCUCAUCCGCUCCUCUUUUCAUGCUGGACCUUUACCACGCUGUAUCGGCUGAGGGGGAUGAUGGUAUAGGUCUGGUCCAGAAUCAUGAGGGGGUCAUCCACGCUGCUCUUCCCACACUCAGCACACACACGCCUCCCCUGGGUACAGUGGUUAGUGAGGCAGACACAGUUAUGAGCUUCGUCAACCUGGUGGAGCAUGAGAGAGACCUCCUCCAUCCUCGGCCCUACUGGAAAGAGUUCCGCUUUGACCUCACACCACUUCCACAGGGAGAGACAGUCACUGCUGCGGAGUUCCGCAUCUACAAAACCCUGACCAUGGGUCAGCGAGCAAACCGCACUCUCCACAUCUCUGUUUAUGAAAUCCAGAGGGAUAAAAGACACAGGGAACCUGAGCUGGUACUGUUGGACAUGCAGUCUGUGCCAGCAGGACAGGAGGGCUGGCUGGCCUUUGAUGUGACAUCUGCCAGCAACCGUUGGCUACUGCAUCCACGAAGCAACCUGGGCAUCCGCCUAUAUGUGGAAACAGAGGAAGACCGCUCAUUGUCGGCAGCUUGGGUGGGUUUAGUUGGCCGCAGAGGUCCUCGCUCCAAACAGCCGUUCAUGGUGACGUUCUUUCGGGCCAGCCAGAUCCCUUGCCGCCCACCUCGAGCAGUCAGACACAACAACCCACGAAAGAAAAAGAAUAAAUAUGACCUACCCCAUCCAAACAGACCUGGCAUAUUUGACCAGCAUCAUGCAAACAGUGGGCGGCAGGCUUGUAAGAAACAUGAGCUGUAUGUCAGUUUCAGUGAUCUUGGCUGGAAGGAUUGGGUUUUAGCUCCUACAGGUUAUUCAGCAUAUUACUGCGAUGGGGAAUGUGACUAUCCUUUGGGUUCUUGUAUGAACGCUACUAAUCAUGCCAUGAUUCAGCUUGUGGUCCACCUUAUUAAGCCAGAUGAGGUUCCAAAGGCCUGCUGUGCACCAACCAAGCUCAGUCCCAUCUCUGUGCUCUUCUAUGAUGACAACAACAACGUAAUACUUAAGAAACAUCGAAACAUGGUGGUCAAGACCUGUGGCUGCCUGUAAACAUGCAUCACUGUCUUAUCCAGACUGUGCCAGUCUGACAUUAAGCCCUACCGCACUACUUCUAACAUACGAGGACAUUCGUCCAAGCAUGUCAUUAACCAGUUCUGCCACACACAGUUGCUAAGUCUGUCAUGCUGGCAGAAAAGUACUGACCCCACAGACUAAAAUUAAGGCCAGUCUUUAUUGCCAAAAAAGUUUUCCUUCUUCCAUUUUUCUUCUAUUCUGUUAAGGAAGCUACAGAUUGGGCCAUGUACAGAGACUGUGUUUUUAAAAAGUUAAAAUAAGUUCAGAACCAUUUGAAAAACGUUUUUGAAAUGUAAAAAAGUACACUUCCUUGUAGUGCUGGAAACUAAAUGUUAAGAUGUAGCAAUAAUUUAAAAUCAACAUUCUGACUAUGUAAGCAUGGAAAGUGUCAUGCAAUGGUUUGUGCACCCAGGUCAAAAUUAAGAAACUUGAAGGUGAAAUGAUCUCCAAAAGGCAUAAAGUUAAGGAUAACACAUUUCCCAUUCUCAUCUUUUGCAUUUUUAAAAUAAGUAAAAGUUUAGGCACCCUGCAUUUUUUGUGUCUAGCAGCACCUUUUUUGGUAAAUAUCAAAGCCUGUAAACACUUUCUUUAGCCAACCAACAUUUAAAUUCUUGUUUGAGGACUUCUUAUCCAUUCUUUAUUACAAAAGUCUUUAAGUUGUGUAUGAUUCUUGUCUGGCACGUACUGUUCUUGCACUGGUGAUCGGUCCAUCCACAGAUUUUUUUAGUGAUGUUUAGAUCAGAGCAUUGUUAGCUUGUGCCUUCUGAGGUUGUCUGUUAUGGAUUUGAGGUGUGUUUUGGAUCACUUUCCAUUUGUGGAAGCCAUCCUAUUUUCAACAUCAGCUUUUUUGUACAGAUAGUUUUAUGUUUGCUUUCAGAAUUUUCUGAAAUUUCCUGAAUUUGCUGAAAUGUAACCUUAUCAGUGUUUAAAAUAUAUCAGGCUUGUUAAGAUACGCUUUUUGCAAUCUUCUGACUCAUAAUUUAGUGGUGAGUAGUGAUGCAGGAAAGGUUUUCUUUGAAUAACCCUUCAAUGAAUAACCCUCCCACAACUGUAGAGUCUGCUAAAUCUUCCUGGAAGUCUUUUGCAGUCAAGCAGGGGUUUUCAUAAACCUUAUCUUGACCUACGCUGUUAAGUUCCUGUUAACUUCCAUUACUAAAUUACAUUUUGAACUGAUAAAUGGUUUAUAUUUUCUUAUAGCCUUCUCAUGCUUUGUGUGCCUAAACCAUUUUAUUUUCAGACUGCUAGGCUGCUGCAUGGAAGAACGACUGCUGUUAUUUUUGGGACAGGGUUGGAGGAGCCUGGGCACUGAAAAAGUUUUGAUAUUUGUAUCACAUGGCUUUCCUUGACUUGCCAAGCCAUAACCCUAACAGGCUAACUGAGGUCUGAGACCUCAAAGUUAUCUGAGUGCUUAAAUCUCUUGCAAGGUACCCCUUUACUUUUUUACUCUAAAAUUGUACUAAACCAAAAUAAUACAAAUAUUGCCUAAAAUCCUAAAAACGUGUUUAAUUUUGAACUUUAUGUCUUUAUGUCUUAAGAUCAUUUCAUCUUUAGCUUGCUUAAGUGUUCACAGUAACAGGAAAUUUGACCAGGGGCACCCAAAUCUUUGCAUGUCACUCAGAAUUCUACUCAGAAUUAAUAAAAGAGUAGGUCAUUGAACUUGAUAUGUUUUUUACUUUUUAGGUAUUCAUCAGAUUAAUGUAUACUUCAGUGUGAUUUAGAUCAUAUGACAAAUUAUGAUCACCUCAUUGUUUAUUAUACUGUAUAUUGUCAUUCUUUAUUCCUCAUGUGGGGCAACAUAGGGUUAUUACCCUGAUCUACUGAUUGCAUAGAGCAGAAGCAUGUUUUGCAUGAGAGUUUAGGCCUAACGAAUAAGUAAGGACAAUACAGUGCUGGUGGAACUGAACGCUGUAAUGGAUUUUGUGUGAUGCAGUAUUUGAAGAAUUUGUUCUAGUCUUACAGUCUCACAAAAGUAAAGGUUCUUUACACUCACAUAUCUCUAUCACAAACCUGGUUCUUUGUGGAGCCAAAAAUGGUUCUUCUAUGGCUCAAAGAACUAUUUGAAGGACCUUAAUAAAAGGUUCUUAACACUCA
Astyanax mexicanus (Mexican tetra) is the source of this 4335-nucleotide messenger RNA. RefSeq names its product bone morphogenetic protein 8a (gene bmp8a). The coding region runs from base 835 to 2220 and encodes 461 amino acids. Gene Ontology annotation, cellular component: extracellular region. The transcript is spliced from 7 exons. Gene Ontology annotation, molecular function: cytokine activity; growth factor activity. Lineage: Eukaryota; Metazoa; Chordata; Actinopteri; Characiformes; Acestrorhamphidae. The record is from RefSeq and is a predicted model, not a curated record. Gene Ontology annotation, biological process: SMAD protein signal transduction.